UUUUUUUUGCUAAAAGUUUUUAAUUAUUAAUUUCUCUGGCCAGUCUUGGGUUGGAGGCUUUUCUACUGAAUAUGAAAUUUUAACAGCGAUUUAACGGUAUGUUCUAUCCAUUUUGUUGAUGGUAGACCAACGAAGGCUAACCCGGUUCCAACACUACAUAUGGGUUAUGAAAGUAAAGAGCCUACACCUGCACGGAGACCUCUUGUUAGGCGAAGUCUGUCGCUAAACACCCCUACCCAAGAUAAAGAAAAUGUUAUGACACCAUCCAAACAAGAUGAGAUUUUAACUGCUACGCCUCUUCUAAACCUGGAACAUAUUGACAGCACUGAAAACAUGGAAAUUCAGUCAACUAAUGAACAUACUGAGUGUAAAGCUGUGUGUUGUAAUAUGUAUCUGGAUUUAUGUAAAAACUACAAGAAGCCAAAAAUGGUGGAAACAAGCACUCAAACACUUGAUCCAAUUAAAUUAGACCACAUCUACAGUUGUUUGUAUGUAGAAAAAACAAAAACUGCAUCAACUCAGUGUUCAGCUCCAGAGUUUUCAGUUGACAGCAUAACAAAUGAUAAUGACAGCAAGUUUUAUACAGGUUUGAGCCUCACGGUGUUCAUGACAUUAGUGUCUACUUUAACAAAAUUCGGGAAAGAUCUUCCUUACAGAAUCAGCAUCCCAAAUCAGAUUCUUUUGGUACUGAUACGCCUCCGUCUAGCUCUGACAUUUAGUGACAUUGGAAGAAGAUUUGGUAUAUCUCAUCAGCUGACCAGUAAUAUAUUUAAUAAGUGGAUUGACAUUAUGUCAGAACAAUUAUCUUCUUUAGUUGUCUGGCUACCAAGAGAGACGAUAAGACGUACACUUCCAGCUUCAUUUAAAAAUUCGUACCCCAAAACGACAUGCAUUAUAGAUUGUUCCGAAAUAUAUAUACAAAGACCAUUUACAUUAAAAGCAAGAAACAAACUCAAGGUCAACUUAUAAAACUCAUAACACUGCAAAGUUUUUGAUAGCAAUAGCUCCAAGCGGCUUCAUUAUGUACAUCUCCCCUUUGUAUGGUGGGAGAGCUAGUGAUAAUUAUAUAACAAAAAACAGUGGGUUCUUGAACUUUUUAUUGCCGGGAGAUGAGGUUAUGGCAGAUCGAGGUUUUACUGUAGGGGAAGAACUGUGCUCGUAGGGUAAAACUGAAUAUCCCUGCAUUCAUGAAAGGCCGCACCCAGUUAUCCGCAGAGGAAACUAUAGAGUCAAGAAGAAUUGCUGCUGAACGCAUACAUGUGGAACGGGCAAUCAUGAGAUUUAAAUCUUACAAACUAAUGAACACUACACUGGGAAUUAAAACUCUUAAAAGGGGGGAUAAAACCAUUAAAGUUGUUGCUGCAUUGUGCAACAUGAGAGACCCUUUGAUUAAGGAUGAUGUUGAUAUCGAAGACUGAUUUGUUCUUUUCAAUGGAAUGUGAAACUAGGCUUUAAAAAUGGACAUGAAAAUAUCAAAGGCAUGUUUACUGAAAUUAAUGUAGUAUUUUAUUAACAAACAAGUUGACAAAAUGACAUGUACACAUGUAAUUAAAGCAAAGAUUUUUAUCAACAGUUUUUAUCAAAUACAUUAUAUAUGUACAUAGCGUCUGAUUCAUAUUGGCCGCAUCAGGCUAAAAAGGUCCUUAACAUUUAUAAAUGUUGUUAACGUAGAUGUAGAUGAAAAUCAUUUUAUGAAUUAAUCGAAAUCUGUGAGUAAAUUUAUAACAACGGCUCUUGAGAAGUUCCAUCAAAAUCUACUUUGUAGCAAAUAUUCUAUUCUCCAAAAUGUUACGAAAGCAAUUUAUAUUUUAUGUGAAGAAUUUCAUGUACUUACCAAGUAUGCAAAAAUGUAGAAAUGUCAUCAAAAUACUAUAAGGUCCCUUUUUGCUUGAUGCGGCUCAAUUAUAUAUGUAAAUAACAUAAUAUCAUAUUAUGAUCAACAAUGUUUCCUAACAGAAAUCCUAGAGACCUAAAUUCUUAUUUCGUGUGUCUAGAAUUUUUUUGGUAAUUUAGCCUAAUCUGCAGUCAACAUUCAUUGCUACAUAAACUGUAUUUCAUACUAUUUCAAUGUUUAGUUACAUGAAAUCACAAACAUUGGUUAUUAAGACUAAAUAAAACACACAAAUAGUUCUCUUU
Mercenaria mercenaria is the source of this 2136-nucleotide messenger RNA. RefSeq lists its product as uncharacterized. Lineage: Eukaryota; Metazoa; Mollusca; Bivalvia; Venerida; Veneridae. The transcript is spliced from 2 exons. Bases 160 to 969 code for a protein of 269 amino acids. The record is from RefSeq and is a predicted model, not a curated record.